AUGAAAUUUCGGAAAAAACUAGUACUUAAAAUUAUUAACCAAGAGGAACAGGGAAAAGAUAUUAAAAUAUCAGUAUUAGAUGCAAUUUUAAUGAUUUCCGAUGCAUGGAAUGAUGUUUCUACCACUACAAUAAGAAACUGUUUCCACCACGCUGGAUUCAAGGCUUUGGUAAACGACGAAACAGAAGUAGUAAGUGAAAAUCAUUUGGACACAGAGUGCAUUUCUGAAGAAAACAUACAAAGUUUUGUGGAGGUUGACGAUGCUCUUUUGACCAACGAAGAAACCAAUGAAGAAGAAAUUGUUAAGUCUAUUUUGAAUGCAAAUAAUGAUGAAAGUGAACAAGCUGACGAAGAGAGCGAAGAAAUCGUAUUCAAAGUACCAUCUAUUUCGGAAAUGUAUUUUUAUAUUGAUCAGUCAACAAGAAAUCAAUUACCUUCUUUACGUUUAAUGAUAAAUUUGCACAAAGUGUACCAAUACUUUAUGGACUUCAAAUGCAUUUCUCACAACAAGUUGCUGUCUCAAAACUGUUCAUUUUUCUCAGUAUCCAAUACUGAAUUAUGA
Messenger RNA from Myzus persicae (green peach aphid), 561 nucleotides. RefSeq lists its product as uncharacterized. Lineage: Eukaryota; Metazoa; Arthropoda; Insecta; Hemiptera; Aphididae. The coding region runs from base 1 to 561 and encodes 186 amino acids. The record is from RefSeq and is a predicted model, not a curated record. The transcript has 3 exons. Gene Ontology annotation, molecular function: nucleic acid binding.